AUGGGAAAGGCAGGGAUUAUCAAACCAGAGUUGCGUGUUGCCAGACGUGCGGAUCUGGGACGACUCGAUUACGUGGCUCAUGAAGACGUUCUGCCUUACCAUUCGGCCGAAAGUCUGCCGAUCGUCCAUGAGCUGUUCGAAAGGUUUCUGAUCAGCAACGCCGGCAAAGACCCACCGUUCGUGGCUCGCGAAACAUUGCGCGCUUGGCAAGAGAAAAACUAUCCGUGGUUGGAAUUGAGCAGUGUUCAUAAGGAAACUACCGAAGACAUUCGCGUGACGGUCAUCCCGUUUUACAUGGGGUUCCGUGAGGCACAUAACACCUCAGUUUACUGGUGGAGGUACUGCAUACGAUUGGAAAAUCUUGGGAAAGACUCGGUGGUGCUGCGUGAAAGGCACUGGAAAAUCUUUAGCAUCUCCGGAACGCUGGAUACCGUACGUGGCCGCGGGGUGGUCGGUUUGGAACCCGUGUUGUCGCCGUCUGCACCGGCAUUUCAAUACAGUAGUCACGUUUCUCUACACGCUCCCAGUGGUCAUAUGUGGGGCGUUUUCAAAAUGGAACAUUCUGACAGUCGCGUAUUUGAAUGCAGAGUGCCGCCGUUUGCACUAGAGAGCAAAUCCGAACCUAUGGAUGCCGAUUGCGCGAAGUGA
Soboliphyme baturini is the source of this 648-nucleotide messenger RNA. The record is from the annotation of a GenBank genome assembly. NCBI's taxonomy places the organism in Eukaryota, Metazoa, Nematoda, Enoplea, Dioctophymatida, Soboliphymatidae.